Messenger RNA from Plodia interpunctella (Indianmeal moth), 2739 nucleotides. RefSeq names its product sodium channel protein Nach-like. Lineage: Eukaryota; Metazoa; Arthropoda; Insecta; Lepidoptera; Pyralidae. The coding region runs from base 974 to 2413 and encodes 479 amino acids. Gene Ontology annotation, biological process: sodium ion transmembrane transport. The record is from RefSeq and is a predicted model, not a curated record. Gene Ontology annotation, molecular function: ligand-gated sodium channel activity. Gene Ontology annotation, cellular component: plasma membrane. The transcript has 11 exons.
AAAAAUAUGAUCAAUUCAUACAAAAAAGUUUUUUACAAAAAUGAUCUUUUGACACAGAUUUUAUUGUCGUCAGAGAGAUCUUACUGCAUUCAAUGCGUGAUAAAACAAUCAUGUCUAAUCAGUUAACCGUUGACGAGUUCCCUCGUCGGGAGCCGUUCCUGUUCCAUCAGGUCAUGCUUAUUAUAUAAUGCAUUGUCAUCCAAACUAAAAUAUCUGCUUCAAAAUCAAGUUACAAGAUUCCACCCGAACAUAUAUAUAAUAACAUGUUACUGCAAUGGCACUAUACUUCUUCUAUUUAUUCUAAAACUAUCGAUAAAUUUAAAACCUAUGUUUGUAUGUGACUCAUAAUGGAAUUCGUGCAAUAAUGUCAUGGCGUCAGACGAGCAUUGCAUAAUUAAUUAUGUCAACUCAUAUUAUCAUGUUCUUUUUUACCUUGAAUGCGACCAUAUUUAUUUGCCGAUCUAUGUUAUAUGAACAAUUUUGUAUAGUUCGAUUAAAUCUAUAUACAUAAUUCUGUUUAAAAUAAAAAUACAUAUGUUUGUUGCUGCAGACCACACAGCACAGUUCUAAUUUGUGGAAAAGUACUUCGUUUCCGAAUAGAUACGAUCAUAUAUGGAUGUGAUCCAUUGUGACACAAUGCGGAGGAGAGGCCGCCAGAUGGAGGUUGCCGCUAGCUCGGACAAUUGCCCCAAGACGCCAAGGUCGUGAUGCGACCCAAACAAAUUUCACUUUCAAAUAAGUACUGACAAUAUUACGACGUAGAUGGUUUAUAUUUAGGUUGUAAUUUACUAGCAGCCCGUCCCGGCUUCGCUCGGAUAAAACCGUAAUAAAUUACACACGCAAAACUUGAGGAUAAAUAAAGACGAAAGGAUUUGUGUGGAAGAUAACAUUGAUUGGAGCCCUAGUAUGUUCCGUAUCCCUGGUUUGGAUAACCUUUGAUAAAUAUAACGAAGCACCUUUAGUGACCACACAAAUGACUGAAGGAGUAGCCGUAAGCAAGAUAAUAUUCCCAGCAGUGGGUAUCUGUACCAACAACCGCAUCAGCAAACGUGCUGCUACUGAACUUGCGAAGAAAUUACUUGAAGAAGAGCGUAACAAGAAAUACAGUGAAUCAGAGAUGCUGGACCUGAUCCGUGGAUUAGGUCACUUGUACAACCUGGAGCCGUCCAGCCAGAACACAGUCUCCUUUGUGCGUCUCCACGAAGCGCUGGGAGUUUAUGAUGUCAAUGUACUUAUGAAAAGUUUGACUCCUCGCUGCGACGAGCUGCUGCUGGCCUGCGCCUGGAACGAACAAGCGAAGAACUGUUCGCAGCUAUUCGACUUCCGGCUCAGUCAGGACGGCUAUUGUUGUACUUUCAAUUAUUUGAGACACUCAGACAGCAAGUUUGAAGACAACAGCGGUGGAUCACGAAGUAUAAACAUGUACAAUUACGGCAAUAAAUCAUCAUUUGAUUUUGACCAAGGCCUAAAAGUGUUGCUUCGAAUAAAUACUGAUGACGAUUUCUAUUACAACGUACCUUUGGAAGGAGCUAAAUUGCAAUUUUCUGACGCCUACGAUUUUCCUGAUGCUCCGAGCGGUAGUUUUGCAAUGCAGAUGAUUAGCCAUGGAGUUCAGAUGACGGUGGAUGUGGCAGCGACGUUCACAGAGGCGUCUCGUGACAUCCAACACGUUGCGGUGAAGCUGCGCAGGUGUCUGUUCUAUGACGAGUCUCCUUACUUGCAGUUCUACACCAGCAGCGACUGCAUGCUCAAGUGUCGCAUGCUUUUCCUGCUGGACCACUGUGGAUGUACCCCGUUCAACAUGCUGAAGAUGGACCAUGCCAGGACGUGUGAUAUGAGAGAUGUCGAAUGUUUGAGAAAGUAUUAUGUUCAGUCGAUUACAAUUCGUCCGGACAUCGAACCCAUAGCACCUGAGCUGGAGAUGGACUUGGCAGGCGGAGGUUUGCCAUGCCCCAUGUGUUUCCCCACAUGCUCCAAGACGGCAUAUAGCUACGAUUUCUAUAAUGUCAACUUUUAUCCAGAACAAUUGAACAAGGUCCCUGACUCCGAAAGAGGCGAUUGGCUGCGCGGUGCAAAUUUCACCGGAACAUCGAUACUGCACGUCAAGUACGCGAGGGAAGUCGCCGAUUGCUACGGCCAAAAUGUUAUCAUGAAAUGGUUUGAUUUGUUUAGUAAUAUUGGAUCUACCUGCGGUUUCGUCACAGGUUUCAGCUUCGUGUCUGUUCUGGAGUUCGUCUACUUCUACACGGUAAAACUAAUCCGAGACAUCACCAGCCGGCGUCGACGGGACCCUAUAAUAGUCAGUAUCGAGGAGACUUCCCAAGUUCAGACCGUGGGCCGCUACCGACCGAUAUAUUGGAAUGAACUGACCGGGGCCACUCGAUAUGGAUUCCAAGUACCUCCGGCUAGUUAAUUUUAAGUACCUUGUGAAACAUAAAUGCAGGUCAUUUAUACAUUUCAAACUAAUUAUCGUCCAUGACACGACAGAUCGCGGAUUCCCGAAUUUUCAAUUCUGUAAGCUACGAGCCCUGUGAUGCUACGAGCUUGCUACGAACAACGGCUACGACACAGAAAGCUUAAAUUGAGAUCGAAACAAUAUCAGAAAACAACAUUUGUGCAUUACAUUUCUAUUUAGAAAAAUUGUCUAGAUGUUAUAAGAGCAUAACAUCUAUAUACAUAUGUGUGGAAAUCUUUUUUUUGUACUAAUAAAUGCUAUACAAUAAACACACAAAUAUUCAA